UCGGUGUCACUCCUCUACGCACUCCCUGUCACUUUACUGGCUUUGCAUUGGACUCUGAAAUGGCGGAGUUGAAGCAGAAGCAGAUGCACGAGCUGAACACGUGCAGGGAGACAUGGUGUUGUGUGGAAGCAGACAGCCGGAUCUGGACUCGUCCUGAAAUGAGACAUUUUGCUCGCCAUCUCCGAAACAGCUACGACUUCAGCGCCAUGUUGAAAGCCAAACCUAAGGAGAGAACCUCCUGGAUGACAAAACAAAUGAGUUACCAUGAGAAAAGACACUUUGACCAGAGCUAUGAAGCUCAUUUGGUCUGAGCGCCUGCAAAAACACGUCAGCUCACACGUCAAUAAAGUCUUCCAUUCUAAA
This is a messenger RNA of Silurus meridionalis, 363 nucleotides long. RefSeq names its product spermatogenesis-associated protein 45-like. The coding region runs from base 60 to 311 and encodes 83 amino acids. The transcript has 2 exons. Lineage: Eukaryota; Metazoa; Chordata; Actinopteri; Siluriformes; Siluridae. The record is from RefSeq and is a predicted model, not a curated record.